Messenger RNA from Coccinella septempunctata (seven-spotted ladybird), 2743 nucleotides. RefSeq names its product phosphatidylinositol-binding clathrin assembly protein LAP-like. Gene Ontology annotation, biological process: synaptic vesicle budding from presynaptic endocytic zone membrane; clathrin-dependent endocytosis; clathrin coat assembly. NCBI's taxonomy places the organism in Eukaryota, Metazoa, Arthropoda, Insecta, Coleoptera, Coccinellidae. Gene Ontology annotation, molecular function: 1-phosphatidylinositol binding; SNARE binding; phosphatidylinositol-4,5-bisphosphate binding. The record is from RefSeq and is a predicted model, not a curated record. The transcript has a single exon. Gene Ontology annotation, cellular component: clathrin-coated pit; clathrin-coated vesicle; synaptic vesicle. The coding region runs from base 159 to 2060 and encodes 633 amino acids.
UUGUUCUUAUUGAUUAAUUUGCCGGCCGUGGUUGUUGGUCGAAUCGACCUGCCUUUACGACUUACGUUCCAAAUAAUUUUGUGAAGUACAUUGGGUUCACAAAAUGUUGUGAGGAAUUCGUUGAAAUACAGUUGGAAUUUGUGUAUUGUUAUAUAAAAAUGGCUGGACAAACUAUCAAUGAUCGACUACUCGCUGCGAAGCACAGUUUAGCAGGGCAAGGUUUGGCAAAAUCUGUGUGUAAAGCAACUACUGAAGAACUGCUUGGACCUAAGAAAAAACAUCUGGAUUAUCUGGUCCAUUGUACAAAUGAACCUAAUGUAUCGAUUCCCCAAAUGGCCAAUUUAUUGAUGGAAAGAUCGCAAAAUACCAGUUGGAUUGUAGUAUUCAAAGCUUUGAUAACCACUCAUCAUCUUAUGUGCUAUGGAAACGAAAGAUUCACUCAAUAUCUAGCCUCCAGUAAUGUGUCAUUUCAAUUAUCUAAUUUUGUGGAUAAAACUGGAGUUCAGAGUGCCGUAGGGGCCCGAACUGGUUAUGAUAUGUCCCCAUUCAUUAGACGAUAUGCUAAAUACUUGAAUGAAAAAGCAUUAUCUUAUAGAGCAGUUGCUUUUGAUUUCUGCAAAGUUAAACGAGGUAAGGAAGAAGGUACUUUACGCUCCAUGAAUUCAGAAAAUCUCCUAAAAACCUUGCCUACUCUUCAGAAUCAGUUAGAUGCUUUGCUGGAAUUCGAUUGCACCCCCAAUGACCUCACAAAUGGUGUAAUAAACAUGUGCUUUAUGUUGUUAUUUAGAGAUCUCAUUAGAUUAUUUGCUUCCUAUAAUGAUGGAAUUAUAAAUUUAUUAGAGAAAUAUUUUGAAAUGAAUAAAAAGCAGUGUAGAGAAGCUUUAGAUCUGUAUAAAAAGUUUCUGAUCAGAAUGGAUAGAGUUGGUGAAUUUUUGAAGGUUGCUGAAAAUAUUGGAAUCGAUAAGGGAGAUAUUCCUGAUCUCACUAGGGCUCCCAAUAGUUUAUUGGAUGCUUUGGAAUCCCAUCUUAGCUCUUUAGAAGGGAACACCCCAACUACUGCAAGUACCCAAAAAAGUCUAAAAUCAGGAGUUUCCGCUUUAUCAAAUACAACUAAUGCUUUUGCAUCUGUUGAUGAUUCAUUCAAACAGGCUGCUGUUGCUGAGGAAGAAGCUGCUCUGAAUCAAUAUAAAGCUAAAGUUGGUUCACCUACAGCUUCCCAAACAAAUCCGUUUUUGAGUGAAGAACCAGCUGUGGUGAAAACUGACCCUAUUUUAGUCCUUUUUGCUCCUGAAACUGUUUCUAGCUCAGCAGCCCCACCACCACAAAGUCAGUCUAAUGCUUUAGAUGACCUUUUAUCCUUAGGUGGUAAUCCUUUUGCUGAUGUAUUCACAUCUGCUCCUUCUAACACCAAUUUGGCAAAUGGAAACAUUUUCAGUAGUUCACCAUCCCAGGUUCCAGUCUCUACUCAAGCCACUGGGACAAACUUGUGGGAUAACGAUUUCAUGGCUCAGUCCCAAACUCCUUUCAUGUCACAAACUCAAUCCACAUUCACUUCUCAAGCACAGCCUAUGGCAUUUACCACUGGCGGUGCAUUUUCUAACGUGUUCAAUCCUGGAGAACCCUCAGUUUUUGAUCCCUUGGGAAAGGCCGAUCAAAGUAUACCUUCUAAAAUUAUACAGCAUCCAGCUGCACCUCCUCAGAGGCCUCCUCAACCAACAAAACUCCUCACAGGUGAUCUUGAAUCCAGUUUAACUUCGUUAGUUGAAAAUCUUACAAUGGAUUCAGGGAAUCGAUCUUCACAAUGGAGUUCCCCAAAAAAUCAACCCAAAGCUCCAGUUUCUAAUUGGCAGCCCCAGGGUCAAACAAUGGUUCCAACAUCCAUGUCAAGCUACAGGCCCAUGACACAGCCUGUGAUGUCUCAACCUAUGAUGGGUCAAUCCAUGAUGGGUCAGCCAAUGGGCCAAUAUCCCAAUUUAGGGCAAUCUCAACAACCUAUGAACCAAAUGGUUAACAAACCUCCUUCUCAACAAACAAAUUUCGAUCCCUUUGGUUCGCUAUAAAAUAGAAAAUAAUGAAACUUUAAAAAUUCACCAAAGAAAUUGUGGAGAUUCCAUACUAUUAUGAAGAUGUCGUUGAAUUCAACAGUUGUUUCUGUGAUUUAUUCUGAAUUUUUUUUUAUUCUGCUUUAAACGUUAAGUAUAAUAUGAGGUCCUCCAUUUCAAGUCAGUGUUAUCAUCAUAAGAACCAUUUUUGUUGCUUUCAUUCUACCUAUCUGUUAUACCUAGAUGCUUAUGUUCAAAAAACCAAAUACUCUUUUAUUAAUACUCAUAUCAACUAGUGUGACUUAUGUUGUUUAUUUUCUUAAUUAGAUCCUUUUUGUAAUAUAAAACUAGUCCUUAUUAAUUUUUAAUGAGAUUUUAUUUUUUUUUUACUUAAUUUAUUACCUAUUUAUAUUGAAGUGAGGCUUUUUUAGUAUGAGUUGAAUGUUGUUAUGGAAAAAUGGCGCAAAUAUUUAUUUAAGAGCAGAAAUAUUGUAUUGUUACAUUUAAAUUUUUGUCAAAGUAUAAUCCAUCAAUUUGUUAUAAUUCAAUUGUGACCAGUGUAUAAAGGGUAUCAUCAAUGCCAUAACUUAGUUUUGUAGAUACUUUAGUUUUUCAAUUAGCAGAACUGAAUGUAAUUGAAAACAAUAUGACAAUAUAUGAAGAAAAAAGCCGUUGAAUAUUAAUAAAAAAGCUUAGAUGUC